Messenger RNA from Polyodon spathula (Mississippi paddlefish), 3099 nucleotides. RefSeq names its product RNA polymerase-associated protein RTF1 homolog. The record is from RefSeq and is a predicted model, not a curated record. The coding region runs from base 96 to 2120 and encodes 674 amino acids. Gene Ontology annotation, cellular component: Cdc73/Paf1 complex. Gene Ontology annotation, molecular function: RNA polymerase II C-terminal domain phosphoserine binding; DNA binding. The transcript has 18 exons. NCBI's taxonomy places the organism in Eukaryota, Metazoa, Chordata, Actinopteri, Acipenseriformes, Polyodontidae.
ACCACAGCGCCUUUGUGUGGAGUGUAAGGGCAGCUGUAAAAAGGCUUGGAUCUAUCUGAAUUCAUUCAGGCAGCCUGUACGCUCUACAACGAAUCAUGGCGAAGAAACGGAAAGGACGAGUUGUUAUUGAUUCUGACUCUGAAGACAGCGCAAGCGACGACAAUCUUGACCAGGAGCUGCUGUCGUUGGCAAAGAGGAAGCGGGCUGAUUCGGAGGAACAGGAGGAGCCAGUCAGCAAACCAUCAGCAUCAACAGACUCGGAGACCUCAGACAGUGAUGAUGAGUGGACUGUGGGAGGCACAAAGGCCAAGAAGAAAGUUAAGCCAGGGAAAGGAGGGGAAAAGAAAGGAGCAACAAAGAAACGAGUUCACAAAACCGCAUCAUCUGGCAGUUCAGAUGGAGACAGUUCAGCUGAGAGUUCUGCUCCAGAGGAAGGUGAAGUUUCAGACUCUGACAGUAACAGUUCGUCCUCCAGUUCGGAAUCUGAGUCCUCCUCAGAGGAUGAGGAGUUUCACGACGGUUACGGAGAGGACCUGAUGGGAGAUGCAGAGGACCGGGAACGUUUGGAACAGAUGACUGAGAAAGAAAGGGAGCAGGAGCUGUUCAACAGAAUUGAGAAGAGAGAGGUGCUCAAGAGGAGGUUUGAAAUCAAGAAGAAACUGAAAACGGCAAAGAAAAAAGAGAAGAAAGAAAAGAAGAAAAAACAGGACGAGGAGCAGCAGGAGAAGAAGAAGCUGUCUCAGAUUCAAGACACUCAAGUGGUGAUGUCACACAAUAAAGAGCGGAGAUCUAAGCGGGAUGAGAAACUGGAUAAGAAAUCACAAGCCAUGGAAGAGCUAAAGGCUGAAAGAGAGAAAAAGAAAAACAGAACAGUUGAACUUUUGUCGAAGAAGCAGCCCCUUAAAACAAGUGAGGUUUACUCUGAUGAUGAAGAGGAAGAGGAUGACGAUAAGUCCAGUGUGAAGAGCGAUCGAUCCUCAAGGUCGUCCUCAUCCGAUGAGGAAGAAGAGAAAGAAGAGACCCCACCUAAAUCUCAACCAGUUUCCCUCCCAGAUGAGCUGAACAGAAUCAGGCUAUCCCGCCAUAAACUGGAGCGUUGGUGUCACAUGCCAUUCUUUGCAAAGACAGUAACAGGCUGCUUCGUAAGGAUAGGCAUUGGAAACAGUAGCAGCAAACCAGUAUACAGGGUUGCUGAAAUUGUUGAUGUUGUAGAAACAGCAAAAGUUUACCAGCUAGGAACCACCAGGACAAAUAAAGGUCUACAGUUACGGCAUGGCAAUGAUACACGAGUGUUCCGGCUGGAGUUUGUCUCAAACCAGGAAUUUACAGAGAAUGAGUUCAUGAAAUGGAAAGAGGCGAUGAUAAUUGCAGGAAUGCAGGUCCCCAAUUUGGAUGAAAUCACCAAAAAGGAACAUGCCAUUAAGGAAGCAGUCAACCACAAAUUCAAUGAUAAGGACAUUGAAGAUAUUGUAAAAGAGAAAGAUAGGUUUCGUAAGGGACCUGCAAAUUAUGCCAUGAAGAAAACCCAGCUUCUAAAGGAGAAGGCCAUGGCAGAAGAGUCUGCAGAUGCUGAAAAAGUGAAGCGGAUUCAGAAUGAGCUGGAAGAGCUGGAGGAGAGAGCAGAGGCCCUGGACAGGCAGAGAACCAAAAAUAUAUCUGCCAUCAGUUACAUUAACCAAAGGAAUAGAAGCUGGAACAUUGUUGAGUCUGAGAAGGCACUUGUGCUUGAGGGACAAAAUGCAAAGAACCAACAGAUGGAUCCCUUCACAAGACGUCAGUGCAAACCAACCAUGGUGUCCAAUGCCAGAGAUCCUUCUGUUCAUGCUGCUAUUCUUGCUCAUCUGAACCAGAAAUAUGGCUCUGAUUCCACACCAGACAGCACUCAAGAAACCAGUAAAAUGGGUCUCGGUUGUAAGGAUAAAGAUGUUGCCAAAACCAGUAGUGACCUAUCUGAGGAUCUUUUCAAAGUUCAUGAUUUUGACGUCAAGAUUGACCUUCAGGUUCCAAACACAGAAGCUAAAUCCUUGUCUGUGAGUUCCAACAUACCACAAGUAAAGCAUGGUGCACCAAGGAGGUCACUCAAUUUGGAGGAUUACAAGAAGAGGAGGGGGCUGAUCUGAGCCUGAACAGUCUGCAGUUUACCUUGCAUGUGUUGGUCAUUGGGCUGGGACCUCAGUCAUACAUUGUGGACUACAUCAUGGACUUUCUGUCCACCUGGGAGAGAACAGACUCUUGUUGAUGUAAAGGAUACACCUGUGCUUUUUUAUUUUUUUUUUAAUAUAGAAAAAAUGUCUAUUUGCAUACUUUGUGCAGAGUUGCACUUUUUUUUUUUUUUUUUUUUUGGUCCUUGCAUUGUUUCUGUAUUGCAUAGCACAGUACAUCAAAAUUGACCAACGAAACACCUCCAACUUCACAGAAGUAAUGUUUUAAGGUUUAACCAAGAACCUGUUUUAAAUGGAAGUCAAGUGGUCUAACUUAGAAUGUGAUAGGUAUGUUUUUAUGUGUCAUUUCUUUGUUGGAUUCUUGCCUACAGCACCUUCUUGCUGUAAAAAAAAAAAAAAAAAAACCUGCAUUAUGGAUACUAGAUGUCAAUUGUAGCACCCAACAGAACUGCUUGAACAUCCUGAUUUGUAGUUGAGACCUGUGUCUUACGGAGGUCACAAGGGUAUCCUGUAGUAGAGUGGUACUUGCAUGUGACUGGUCCAGUCCUUUUCAAUCCAGGACCUUGUUCUAACCAGGUCUUUUAAACACUUCAUUGAAGUCCAAAGUCUCAGUGCAGCUUCAGCUCUGUAUUUUAAGGUCAUGGUUGGAACAAAAUCCUGGACUAGGUUGCCAGAGCCAGAAGUGAAUACCACUGCUCCAGUCAUUUCUACAUUCGGAAACAAGAAUAACAUUUUUAGAAGUAGUGCUGUACAGUGAUGGUCCACUUUUUUAUAUAAAAGAAAUAAAAAUUGAAUGUUCAAGAGUUGUAUAUUUACAUGCGAAUUAAGAUAUACCUCCGUACACUAGAUCAUUUACUUGUAGAUGUGGCAUACCUUGUAAAUAUGCAAUUCUGAUGGGUGCUACUCCAAAAAUAAAAAAAUAAAAAAAAACUUUCAU